UCUAUAAAAAUGGUGGCUUUAUUAACAAACAGAGACGCACUCCAAAGCUAACGUUGCUUUCUUCCCACUCCAAAAUGGCUCUUCUGUAAUUCUUUUGCCUCUCUCACACACUCUUACGAAGUAGAAGAAGCUUACAAAACUAAAUUCCCCAUUUUGGAAUUUUCCGAGUCGAACGAUUUUAAAACUCCAAAAAGAAGCAGCUUAACUCGUUGAUCAAGUCGGUCGGUUCUGGUUUUCUCUGAAUUUUAACUCGGUUAUUUCCGGUUUAAUCUUUAUUUUUUUUCCCGAUUAUGGAUCUGACCGGAGGGUUUGGACCUAGAUCCGGCGUUGGCCCGGUUACCGACGAUGAAUUUCGCCAAUUGGUGACGACGAUGCCUCCGGAGAAUACUGGCGGCUCUUUCACGGCUUUGCUUGAGAUGCCUGUGACUCAAGCCAUGGAGCUUCUCCAUUUCGCAGAUUCAUCGUCUUCUCAGGCCAACAUUACCAAACUCGCCGGAGAUAAUAUCGCUCCUCCUCAUGACCCUUUCGGGACUUUGACUUUCCCUUCCAACUCCCUUCUCUUGGACCGCGCCGCUCGUUUCUCGGUGAUUGCUACUGAGCAAAACGGAUAUAUCUCCUCCGCCGAUACUCCGAGCUCAAGCGCGAAUCUUGACGGAGGAGUCAAGGCUGAGCCUUCUGAGACUGAUUCAUUUUCGGAGAAUCAGAAUUCGAAACACAACAAGAGGAAAGAACGCGAGAAGAAGGGUAAAAGCUCGAUGAAGAAGACGAAGAGCUCCGUAGAGGAAGACAAGUUGCCGUAUGUUCACGUUAGAGCUCGUCGUGGUCAAGCUACUGAUAACCAUAGCUUAGCAGAGCGAGCAAGAAGAGAGAAGAUAAACGCACGAAUGAAGCUGUUACAGGAACUGGUCCCAGGCUGUGAUAAGAUUCAGGGAACUGCAUUGGUUCUAGAUGAAAUCAUUAACCAUGUGCAGUCUUUACAGCGUCAAGUGGAGAUGCUAUCUAUGAGACUUGCGGCAGUAAACCCCAGAACUGACUUCAAUCUCGACACCAUAUUGGCUUCAGAAAGCGGCUCUCUUAUGGAUGGUACCUUCAAUGGAGAGUCUUAUCAUCAGCUGCAACAAUGGCCUUACGAUGGCUAUCAUCAGCCGGAAUGGGGAAGAGAAGAAGAUCAUCAUCAAGAUUUCUCAAAUCAGGUGAAAAUGGAGCUCUAAGUUGGAAACACUUUGACAUGCUUGUGUAUAUAUAUAAGACGUAGAAGAAGAUGGUUAUGGUUGUUUCAGGUCUCUCUGUUCAUGGCCUUUCUAUAGUAUAUAUAUAAUUUACUAGUUUCCUCAAUGUAGAAUUAAUGUUUCCCUUAAAGAGAAGUGUAUAUGAAGAAGAUUUGAUA
Camelina sativa (false flax) is the source of this 1387-nucleotide messenger RNA. RefSeq names its product transcription factor bHLH48-like. Gene Ontology annotation, biological process: regulation of DNA-templated transcription. NCBI's taxonomy places the organism in Eukaryota, Viridiplantae, Streptophyta, Magnoliopsida, Brassicales, Brassicaceae. Gene Ontology annotation, cellular component: nucleus. The record is from RefSeq and is a predicted model, not a curated record. Gene Ontology annotation, molecular function: DNA-binding transcription factor activity; protein dimerization activity.